AUGACUGUCACGUAUUCUCUUGACGUUGCAAGCUCAUCAUUUUUUUGCCUGUAUAGAUUAUUAUUCAGAUGGAAGGGAUCAAUAUGGAAGUCUGUGUGGGCGGAAUUAUUGGUCUGGGUGAUUCUAUACAGUUUACUGAGUAUAUUAUAUAGAUUAGUUCUUACAAAACCACAAAGGGAACUUUUUGAAGACCUCUGUGUGUUUUUCGACACUUACUCAUCAUUUAUUCCUAUUACUUUUAUGCUUGGCUUCUAUGUAUCAGCUGUAUUCACUCGAUGGUGGCAAAUUUUCGAUAAUAUCGGUUGGAUUGACACCCCGUGUCUUUGGAUCGCACAAUAUGUCCGUGGUUCAAGUGAACGAGCGCGUUUGAUGCGUCGAACGUUAAUACGAUACUUAGUGCUCACUCAAGCGAUUGUCUUCCGUGAUGUGUCAUCUGCUGUCAAAAAACGUUUUCCCACAAUGAAUCAUCUCGUCACAUCAGGCUUAAUGACCAAAAAAGAGUUGGAUGAAUUCGAUUCAAUAGUGACAACUACUCCCAAAUACUGGGUACCAAUGAACUGGGUGUUUAGUUUGGUACGAGUCGCGAAAGAGGAAGGUAGAAUACCAGGAGAGAUGAUCUAUGUGGAUCUUAUGGAGAAAAUACGCCAGUAUCGUGUGCAGGUGCUUAGCUUGACACUUUACGAUUGGGUACCUGUGCCGCUCGUCUACACACAAGUUGUUCAUCUGGCAGUUCGAUGCUAUUUCGCCGUUGGCAUAAUGGGCAGGCAAUACCUGAAUCCGGAUCCGGCUAGACAAUCCAUCGAUCUUUACGUGCCAAUUAUGACGAUAUUACAGUUCACCUUCUUCGUCGGCUGGAUGAAAGUUGCUGAGGUGUUGUUGAACCCAUUAGGAGAAGAUGACGAUGACUUCGAGUGUAACUGGAUAUUGGAUCGUAAUUUACAGGUUGGCUUUAAUGUCGUCGACACAGCCUACGACCGAUUUCCGGAUAUGGUAAGAGACAAAUUUUGGGAGGAAGCUAUUCCUGAGCCACUCUACACUGCCGAAAGUGCGCAACGCCCUCUUAAUCCACAAGUUGGCAGUUGCGCCGAUUUAAUUACCGAAGAAGACGCAUACAUGAUGCGCCCACGACGAAGAACAAUCUCACAUACUUCUCACUGGGAAGGAGAAGUAGAAAACGAUGAGGUCAUACCAGUGCUUGGAACAGACAAAGGCAAAGAAACCAGGUACGUGGCAGUUUCUUGGCUGUGUUUAUACCACAAAAAACGUUUAGAUAACGUUUCUCCCUAG
This is a messenger RNA of Angiostrongylus costaricensis, 1287 nucleotides long. Lineage: Eukaryota; Metazoa; Nematoda; Chromadorea; Rhabditida; Metastrongylidae. The record is from the annotation of a GenBank genome assembly.